Carassius auratus (goldfish) is the source of this 610-nucleotide messenger RNA. RefSeq names its product histone H2A-like. The transcript has a single exon. Gene Ontology annotation, cellular component: nucleosome. The record is from RefSeq and is a predicted model, not a curated record. Bases 51 to 305 code for a protein of 84 amino acids. Gene Ontology annotation, molecular function: protein heterodimerization activity; structural constituent of chromatin; DNA binding. Lineage: Eukaryota; Metazoa; Chordata; Actinopteri; Cypriniformes; Cyprinidae.
UAUAUUCAUUCUUUCUGCAUUACUAACGUAGAAAUACCUUACUAUCAACAAUGAGCGGAAGAGGCAAAACCGGCGGCAAAGCGAGAGCGAAGGCCAAGACUCGCUCCUCCAGAGCAGGGCUGCAGUUCCCCGUCGGUCGUGUUCACAGACUUCUUCGUAAAGGAAACUACGCCGAGCGCGUCGGUGCCGGAGCUCCCGUCUAUCUGGCGGCUGUGCUCGAGUAUCUGACCGCUGAGAUCCUGGAGUUGGCUGGAAACGCCGCGAGAGACAACAAGAAGACCCGCAUCAUUCCCCGUCACCUGUAGCUGGCGGUGCGCAAUGACGAGGAGCUCAACAAACUCCUGGGUCGAGUGACCAUCGCUCAGGGCGGCGUGCUGCCCAACAUCCAGGCCGUGCUGCUGCCCAAGAAGACCGAGAAACCCGCAAAAGCCAAGUAAACCACCAACUGUGAAUCUAAAACAAAGGCUCUUUUAAGAGCCACCCAUUUUAUCUGAUGGAAAGUGCUUUUUCUUAUUUAACCAUUAAUGUCAUGUUCUCGCUUAAUAAGUGACAUUAUCAUUUAAGCAUUAAAUGUCCAUGUAGAAUAAAUAUAACUAAACAUAAACCAUAA